UCUACGCUUGAGAUCCAGCUGAGCUUCUCCCGUCGGAGAUGGAGUCACGUGUUCCGUACCUUCGUCCCUAGUGUCGUCAUUGUGGGCUGUUCCUGGAUCUCCUUCUGGCUCCAUCCACGUGACGUCACGGCGAGAGUCCAGCUGUGUGUCACUGCCAUACUGGCCCUCAUUACCGCAAUGGCCAACAAUCGUAUGAAACUUGGGGUUACAGAGGUAAGAGCAGAAGAUGUCUGGAUGUGCGGAGGUAUCAUCACCGUGGGACUAGCUCUGAUGGAGACAGUUGUCGUCAACUCCGUGCUCCGCGGAAACAUUAUCAUGCCCUCCUUCUGUAAGCGCCAUAGACCACGAGUUGAGCCUACACCAGGACCAUCGACAUCUUGGGCUGAAGACGAGGAAACUGUGGACACAUCGUCUCCCGAGACUGCCGACAAGAUCGACUUCUUCUCCAGGAUCCUGUUCCCAAUAAGUUUUACUGUCUUUGUAAUUGGAUACCUUCUGCACUAUGUAGGGUGAAAGAUGCUUAUGAUUAUCAUAUUGUUGGACAUUAUACUUUCGACAAUAGUCUUGAAUAUCUAAAUGUUGUUAUUGAACAUCACCAGGGAUUUGAGCUGUUCGAUUGAAAAGCUUAAGAUAUGAAAAUGUAUUGUUUUUUUUACAGUAACUUAUUAUCAGUUUUAAGACAUCGUUGCAAAUGGCUCAAGUUAAUCAAUUGUUCGCUAAUGUCAUUACUUAAGAAUUGUAAACCAUGCAACUAAGCUGCUAUGAAUGAAGAAUUGAGAAGACAGCAAGUGAAAAAGUCCGGAUCAGUUUCGGGAUCAGAAAAUAGCUUAAUGUCCUAUCGCUCUAAGGUAUCCAUAAUGUGUGAUUGUAAUAAAGUAUGUUUUUAGAUUUAAUGAA
This is a messenger RNA of Branchiostoma floridae (Florida lancelet), 897 nucleotides long. RefSeq lists its product as uncharacterized. The coding region runs from base 178 to 513 and encodes 111 amino acids. Lineage: Eukaryota; Metazoa; Chordata; Leptocardii; Amphioxiformes; Branchiostomatidae. The transcript has 3 exons. The record is from RefSeq and is a predicted model, not a curated record. Gene Ontology annotation, biological process: monoatomic ion transport. Gene Ontology annotation, cellular component: membrane.